AUGCCGAACCACAAGCGUCCUCGCAGAAGGAGCAGCAAAAUUUACCGCCCCAGCAAUUUUAACAUCCUUUUUGGAGAGACGCAGAAGAGGCAGGGGUACCAACUCUCCAUCGACACGAUACAUAAAUGCCUGGACCUCAUAACCCUACAGCAGACGCUGCUGAACGCCCAGCUGGGCUACCCCGUGAAUAUGCUCAACUGCAAACGUGUGGAGAUCUCCCUUUGCGUACACAUUUUAAUUUAUAAGAAAAUGUAUAACCAGGCAGACAAUGUUAUUAAUGUCUUUCAAUGGGAAUACACCUUCACGUACUGCCUGGCUUGUCUCUUCUGUCUGCUCUUAGAAAGGAGCUUCCACUUUUUUGAAGAGCUCAUCCAUUACGUUAAGAUAAAGCUGAGCAACGACGACUUGGAUUUGUUCCUCCUCCACGUCCUGCACUUGUUUUUGGAGUACCGCACCAAGUGGAGGCACGUCUACGCGGGGGUGGAGCGGCUCAAUGGGGAGCAGCCACAUGGGGAGCAGCCAAAAGGAGACCAGCCAAAAGGAGACCAGCCAAAAGGAGACCAGCCAAAAGGAGACCAGCCAAAAGGAGACCAGCCAAAAGGAGACCAGCCAAAAGGAGACCAGCCAAAAGGAGACCAGCCGCAUGCCGACCAGCCUGCCGCCCUUCCUACCGCCCAACCUUCCGCUGACCGCGACUUCCCGCGCGAGGCGCUGCUGCACAUCACCGACAGGGACUGCCUCUUCUACGCGCACACCCUCCUCUUCAUCCACGGCAAGCGGCAGUACGCAGGCAUCCUCAAAAAUAUGAAGCGCCUCCUAUUCAGCAACAUUAGCAAAAAUGACAUCCGCAAAACGGUCAUCGGGGCAUAUAAGUUCGCCCACCGGGAUCGACGGAUGAACUUCAAUUGGAUUCACGCCAACCGGGGGUCCUUUAAGAAGGCCUCCGGGAGCAGCGGCGGAGCUGGCGGCGACUGCAACGUUGGCGACUGCAAAGCUGGCGAGGAGGACCACUUCGAUGAGGAGGACCACUUCGAUGGGGAGGACCACUUCGAUGGGGAGGACCACCUCACACAGCUGAUGUCGCUCGCCAGGAAGUACCCGGACAACAUCAAGGAGAACAUCACGCGGGAGAUUCUGGCCAUUCGCGGCGCAGCGGUGUAG
Molecule: messenger RNA, 1161 nt
Organism: Plasmodium vivax (malaria parasite P. vivax)
Lineage: Eukaryota; Apicomplexa; Aconoidasida; Haemosporida; Plasmodiidae
Exons: 2
Coding region: 1-1161 (386 amino acids)
Source: RefSeq, a predicted model, not a curated record